Delphinapterus leucas (beluga whale) is the source of this 7180-nucleotide messenger RNA. It is a transcript of the gene ZYG11B, whose product is annotated as zyg-11 family member B, cell cycle regulator. The record is from RefSeq and is a predicted model, not a curated record. Gene Ontology annotation, molecular function: protein binding. Gene Ontology annotation, cellular component: Cul2-RING ubiquitin ligase complex. NCBI's taxonomy places the organism in Eukaryota, Metazoa, Chordata, Mammalia, Artiodactyla, Monodontidae.
GGGUCGGGCUGCGGCUGCGGCUGCUACCCUUCCAGCUUGUGAAGCAGGGAGGCCGAGGCCUGGGCCAAGCCCGGAGCCGCUGUUCAUCGGAGCCUCCUGGAGCCCCCGCGCAGGUUCAGCCUGGGGGCGGGCUCAGGCCCGGCCCGCCGCGGAGCCCAGGACAGAGGUUGCAUGCCCGAGGACCAGGCCGGCGCAGCCAUGCUACACCUAGCUGCAGAGGAUACAAAGAUAUAUAGUCUUUGUUACAAGUGGUCCUGUGCCCAGGAGGAGGCAUCUCCUUAUUCCUUACUUGAUAUCUGCUUGAAUUUCCUGACUACUCACCUUGAGAAGUUCUGCUCAGCAAGGCAAGAUGGAACACUGUGUCUGCAGGAACCUGGAGUAUUCCCACAGGAGGUGGCUGAUCGGCUGCUUCAGACCAUGGCUUUUCAUGGUCUCCUGAAUGAUGCAACUGUAGGUAUUUUUAGGGGCAACCAGAUGCGCUUAAAACGAGCUUGCAUUCGCAAAGCCAAGAUCUCUGCCGUUGCGUUCCGGAAAGCCUUCUGCCACCACAAGUUAGUGGAACUUGAUGCCACAGGUGUGAAUGCUGAUAUCACAAUUACAGACAUUAUCAGUGGGCUUGGCAGUAACAAAUGGAUCCAGCAAAAUCUCCAGUGCCUAGUGCUGAAUUCAUUAACUCUCUCACUCGAAGAUCCUUAUGAACGGUGCUUUAGCCGGCUUUCUGGCCUUCGAGCAUUAAGCAUCACCAACGUUCUCUUUUAUAAUGAAGACCUGGCUGAAGUUGCCUCAUUGCCAAGAUUAGAGAGCCUGGAUAUUUCUAACACCUCGAUCACAGACAUCACGGCUCUGCUGGCCUGCAAAGACCGACUCAAGUCUCUAACCAUGCAUCACUUGAAAUGUUUAAAAAUGACAACUACCCAGAUACUGGAUGUUGUUCGGGAACUAAGACAUCUGAAUCAUCUUGAUAUUUCAGAUGAUAAACAGUUUACAUCAGACAUAGCUCUUCGAUUACUAGAACAAAAGGACAUCCUGCCCAACCUCGUCUCCCUGGAUGUCUCUGGGAGGAAGCAUGUGACAGAUAAAGCUGUCGAAGCCUUUAUACAACAACGGCCCAGCAUGCAGUUUGUAGGUUUGCUGGCCACUGACGCUGGCUACUCUGAAUUCCUCACAGGCGAAGGACAUUUGAAGGUGUCUGGAGAAGCCAAUGAAACUCAGAUUGCAGAAGCAUUGAAGCGGUACAGUGAACGGGCAUUCUUUGUCCGGGAAGCUCUAUUUCACCUUUUUAGCCUGACUCAUGUGAUGGAAAAAACAAAACCAGAAAUUUUAAAGCUUGUGGUUACUGGGAUGAGAAACCACCCUAUGAAUUUGCCAGUGCAACUUGCUGCAAGCGCUUGUGUGUUUAACUUAACGAAGCAGGAUCUUGCUGCAGGAAUGCCUGUGCGACUCCUGGCUGAUGUGACCCAUUUGCUGCUCAAAGCCAUGGAACAUUUUCCCAAUCACCAGCAGUUACAGAAGAAUUGCCUCCUUUCACUUUGCAGUGACCGAAUUCUUCAAGAUGUUCCAUUUAACAGGUUUGAAGCAGCCAAGCUUGUCAUGCAGUGGCUCUGCAACCAUGAGGAUCAAAACAUGCAAAGGAUGGCAGUUGCAAUCAUUUCCAUCCUGGCUGCCAAGCUUUCUACAGAACAAACUGCACAGCUUGGUGCUGAACUCUUCAUUGUCAGGCAACUUCUUCAAAUAGUGAAGCAGAAAACCAAUCAAAAUUCAGUGGACACUACUUUGAAGUUUACUUUGAGUGCACUUUGGAACCUCACAGAUGAAUCUCCAACCACUUGCAGACACUUUAUUGAAAAUCAAGGGUUGGAACUCUUCAUGAGGGUUCUAGAGUCAUUCCCAACUGAGUCAUCCAUUCAACAGAAAGUCCUAGGACUUUUGAACAAUAUAGCUGAAGUACAAGAAUUGCAUUCUGAAUUAAUGUGGAAGGAUUUUAUAGACCACAUCAGUAGCCUUCUACAUAGUGUUGAAGUGGAAGUCAGUUACUUUGCAGCUGGGAUUAUUGCCCACUUAAUAUCUAGAGGAGAACAAGCUUGGACAUUGAGUCGUAGCCAGAGGAAUUCUCUUCUAGAUGAUCUGCAUUCAGCAAUUUUGAAAUGGCCAACUCCAGAGUGUGAGAUGGUAGCAUACAGGUCCUUUAAUCCAUUUUUCCCAUUACUUGGCUGUUUCACAACACCAGGAGUCCAGCUAUGGGCAGUUUGGGCCAUGCAGCAUGUCUGCAGCAAGAAUCCCUCAAGGUAUUGCAGCAUGCUGAUUGAGGAAGGAGGAUUGCAGCAUUUAUACAACAUCAAAGAACAUGAACAGACUGAUCCUCAUGUCCAACAGAUUGCUGUGGCCAUCCUGGACAGCUUAGAGAAACACAUUGUACGCCAUGGAAGACCACCUCCCUGUAAAAAGCAGCCCCAGGCCAGACUAAAUUGAUAGCUAUAGGUAAUUGGAUAAUUGAAUCACAGAAAUUCUUUUUGUGAUAGAUUCACUUGGAAUAUCUUACCCUCUCUGAUGUUUUGGGGGUUUCUGCAACAAGAGUCAUAAAGUGAGUAUGGGAUUGAUAAUGUACAGUACUGCCCAUGUGAACAGUCUCUGAUUUGUCUUGUGAUUUUUAACUUAUCAGAUGAGAAGAGUCUCUUCCUUGAUCAUUGCCUUUUAGGAAAAUUUCCACAUCCUUCAGUGUUUGAACUUACUUGUGCUUAAAAUUCUACAGUUUUAUGAGGAAGUUUGCACGGACCCUUAGGCCAGACUUUUCUGAUCUUAAAGUCCCUUCAGUCAAUUUGCAGCUUCAGAUAAGCUGUUAACCUGAUUUCUGGCACUGCUUCAGUUGUAAAUUUUAUAUUGCUUCUGUAUAAAAUGCCUUUAUUCUCUGUCUGUGUAUCUUUUAUAAGAUGUCCUUCUUAGUGUGAAAGAAUGGAAAUCUGAGUCCUCUCCUUGUGAAAGCUACUCACUGGCUGGUGCUAGGAUGGCUGGCAGAAAAUAUAUUAAAAAGAAAAACUACUAAGGGAAAAUAGAGUUUAGGAACUGGGAAAAGGUCUGCUCUUGUGGUAUAUAGUUUUUAAACUGGGACUGGCUAAUCUUCUGGGGCCCACCUCUCCUGAGGCAUUGCACAGUAGCUUGUUCUUCAUAUUUAUUCCUGGAGGCAUGGGCUGCUGCUUCCUACACAGACUGCUGGUUACUCUCUAGAAAUAUUUCCCCAAGCACCACAGUUUAAAAUAUUACAGCAUUCUGCGUUAGAGAUUAACUGUCUGAAUUUCUUUAUGUCAUAUUGUUGUGAAAAUGUGAAUUUUACAAAAAUCGUCUCUUCCUCAAACAGACCAUCCUUUUCCCUCUAUUUCAAAGUCAUUUUGUUCAGUGGAAUAGAGACUACACAUGGUAUUACCUGCUCACUUAAAAUACAAUUAACAACAGUAGAUUUUGCCAUGAGAAGUUAAUUUUCUUUUGUUUCAGACUACAUGUAUCUUAAUAUUUUCAUGUUGGGGAAGGAUAUCCACAUCUCACUGCCAAAAGUAAACAAGAAGAAUUAGACUAUUGUUAAAUGUAAUGAUUCUAGUUGCAGUGCAUAAAAGGAAAUAUUUUGUGAUGGGUUAUUUUUCAGACAGUUGCCUUUCCUUUAAGAGUUGUUACAGUAAAGAAUCAGUUGUCAAUAAUGGCAGUUGGGAGGCAGCAAGUCACCAAGAGAGUUAUUUUUCAUUAAACAAAAAAAAAGGCAAAAGAUUUAUACGAUCUGAAGAGAAACCAGAGUAUCCACCUUAAAUUUUAGUUUGUGAAUAAAGUUAACCUGCAGUCUUAGAUGACUGCAUCUUUUUCAUAGAUGGCCAAAAUGUUUUCAAUAGAGAUUUUAAAUAAUACGUUUAAAAUCAUGGUGAUUAUUCAGAAGCAUUUUUAUUUAGAAAGGAGCUGGCUUAUUAGUAUGCUGAUAAUAUUUUUGACAUACACGUUUCACACCACUAUCACAGUAGUCAUACUUGAAUUAUUUGGUACUCCUUCACAGGAGUCAAAACUUAAACUAAAUGAAAAUAGAUAUUUAGAAUCAUUAAAAACCAUAUUAAAUUAUGGGUUAAUUCUGACUUAACCAGUUUAAGGAAUUUUUAUAGGUGUGAGAUAAAUUUUCACAGAUUAUUUCUAUUUCAGAGGAAAUGGAAAAUCUUUUAAAAAUUUCCCCCCUUUUCUGGGUUUUAAAUAUCUAAGGCAAAAUGUAGAAAAUAGGAUGGCCUACAAAAGCUUGGAGUCGCUAGCUAUGUAGAGCAUUUCUAGGUCUUCUAGCUUGUGUAGCUAAGGAAAAGCCUAUUUGAGAAGUUUGGCUUCAAGUUUCUAUUGUAUCCUAUUCAAGACAAAAGUACAUGUUCCUUCUAGGCUAAUCCUAGGUUUUUGUCUUUAUGAAUUGUUUUCAAAAAUGGCUAAAAAUGUAUGGAAAACAAUAAAUCCCUUCAUUACUCAGAAUAACUUGUUGAUAGAUGAAGACUCAAAUAUAUUUAAAUUGAAAUUGAAAUUUGCUACUUUGAGCACUGGUAAUGGCCAGAUACUUUUGAAUCUUAAAAGCAAAAUAAUUAGGCACAUCCCAAAUAUAUAAAAAAUUUAGUGCCUUUGUGGUUGGGAUGGCUCUUAAAAUUGUGUACCUAAUUAUGGCACUGAAUUGUCUAUAAGGUCUUGAAUCUGGCUAUAAUACAGUAUAUAUGUAUAUGUAUAUAUACAUAUAUAUAUAUAUAAAAAUUGAAAUUAUGAGGUGUAACUGGCCUGUCUCUACAGAAAGAAUCUAUUAGGCCUCCCGUUUGCAUUUGUACACUAGAAUGUAACAGAACUUGGUGCCUUCAAGGGUUACCUCUUCAGUGGCUUAGAGGUGCUGUUUCAAGCACAAUUUAGACUAGGGUUGAACCACUCAUUUCUCAAAUCAUUGGUGUGCUCAGAUAUUGCAGAUUAUCACUACAUCAGUCCACAAGCAACAGCAAGGUUUAGAUCUACUAAAGGAAAAAGGAAAUAGAUCUACUAAAGGAAAAAGGAAAUGGAAUUAGACUUUUUAAACUCUAAGGAUGCAUGUGUAAAUUUAUUGAGUAAAACAAGAACAGUCUGAAAUUAAAGCAAAAAUAAUUAGGGUAUCUCAUUCUUUCCAUCAAGUCAGUUUUGCUGUUCUCUUUAUACUCUAAAAAAUCAUUUUUUCCUUUUGCAGGUGAAAAGGAACAUAAAUCAAGUAGUAAUAAGGGGUUAAUUUACUCUCUGGCCAAGGACUCAGUGGUUACUGAUCUUAGUUGAGAAUUAAAAAAGUCAUAUCAGACUCACAGAUCCAGGAAUUGACCUUAAAUAUUGCCGCUCCUCACCCUUGGACAGAAAUGCCGUUUAGUGGCACUAGUCAAUUUAAGUGAAUUACCCAAGGUAGAGAUGAAUCCCACAAAGCAACUAUGGGAAUUUAAUUUCAUGAUAUCUUUUGUUUGCAAGCUUCCAAAGAAUCAAGGAUUCAUGUUUUAAAAUAUCAGUGCUGUAUAUCCAGCCUAGGAAGUUGAUCUUGCUAGUGGGACCUUUUGAGUUGGCCCUUUUUCUCCCCAGUCACUUUCAUUUGGCUAUAUUUUAAAUUAUGCCAUGCUCAAGAUAGUAUUGGGCCAUCAUCUAGACCUUUGGAGCACAUUUUGAUGAAAACAUAUUUUAUUAUGGUUCAUUAUGUGCUAAAUUAGGGUGGAAUCGAUUAAUGAACCAUGGUUUUGGCUUAGUGCUUUAAAAUGCCUGACACCCCACCCUGUCCCCCCAUAGAACAAGGUGCAGCAAUACCCAAGGUUGAAAAGAGGUCAUGAGUAGCCAGGAAAAUAAACUUACUUUGUUGUAUAUGUUGAAACCCACCCCUUUCCUGCCCUCUAAUGGUCUGUUUACAUUAUUUGGUUAUUGUGCAACUUUUAUCUUGAGAUAAGCAGUAUUAUUAAACUGAAGGUGUAAGUUAAAGGCAAUAUCAUACUGUUGGCUGACGUGGGCAGUUUCAUCUGUAUGUUACUUAUUUGGGGGCUUUAUAUGGCUAGGGCUUCAGAGUAGUGUUCCGAGAUAGCUUACAGAGAGGUUUGCAAACUUAUGGUUUCCCUCUCAAAUCCAUUGUAGCAGUUUCAAAUGAUUGUGUGGAUAUUGGAUAUUUAAAUUUUACCAUUUGCUUUGUAUUGACACAUUUUUCAUUUUUUGUAUUAACUCACGAACUGUUUAUUUAAGUAAUAAUGCAAAUCCAGACUUCAUCCAGUGGUGAAAAUAGCGGUAUGAUAGGAAAUUUUGCUGAGUGUGCUUUAAAUGAGUAACUGCUUUAUCUUUUUUUAGUAUUUCACAGAUUUUGUGUGACAUGUACACUCCUAAUUAUGCAUUCUUUGGUUUCCAAAUCUUAACCUAAGACAUUCUUAUGUUAACUGAUUGAUAGCCUAAGAGAGAACUUUCUCUGCCUGUUUCUCCCCCUCCCCCAAUUUUUUUGGGUAAAUUAUGGGAAAAUCAAUGCUAUUUCUCGUUUCUCUGGAUGAAGCAAAGCUCCUUUGGACAGCACAACCUAACUGCAUAGCUAGAUAGAAUGGCUAUUGAGAAUAUUUAGAAAAUCCAAAUUAAUCAAAUUAUGAGAAAUCAUAAAUGUAGUUCAUUAAUAAUAUGUGCUUAAUUUUGAACUUAUUUUGGAAAAUUGUUCAAAUUGGGUUCUUUUAAGCUUACUUUAAUCAGCUUAGAAGCAAGAAGCUACUUUGCUAAUGAAAGCUGAGACAUACUUUCAUAAAAGCAGGAAAUUCUUGAGAGCAUUUAAAAAUGGGAGGAUGUUAUGUCAAGAUUUAUACUUUCAGAUAAUCUGUAAGAAUAAAAUUUUUAAAUCCCUGACUUUUGUAGAAUUCCCACUGUCAAAUUCUCACUGACUUGUGAGUAUGGAAAAAGCUAUCUUUUGCUUGAAUUCUGAUGGAAGAGUUUAACUCCUUUUAAAGGAUAUGAAAAAUUCAUUGGAAAGUGUAAUGUGUAUACAUUUCAAAGGCUGUCAAUUGUCUGGACUGAAGGCACUGUUCUUACUGUGGCCAGAUGAAUGGGAGUGUCCUGUACAUGAAUCAUGGUGUUUUAAAUCAGGACAUCACUUAGGUAUUACUGUUGUGUAUACAGAUUUUUGUUUUGGGGAUUUCUUUUUUUUUGGCCUAAAUAAAUGUUACAAAUUUUA